AUGUUAUUAGGACCAAGUUGCACACAACCCCUAUUACCUGAAAGCACGCAUAAAAUGGAGAGAUGUAAGCACAACGAACCCAAAUAUUCUGCACCAUUCGACAAAUAUUUUCGAGCUUUUGUCAAUUUACGUGAUAUCAUGAGCAAAUUGAAAUUACGCUUAAAUAGUCAUAGCGAGAAAGAAACUCCCACUCAUUCAUCACAACCUCACGACAAUUAA
Molecule: messenger RNA, 219 nt
Organism: Clunio marinus
Lineage: Eukaryota; Metazoa; Arthropoda; Insecta; Diptera; Chironomidae
Source: the annotation of a GenBank genome assembly